UCGCAGAAGAUUUUUUUCGUUUUCCCGUUCAGUACGCUCGUAUGUGAUGAGAAGUGAGGAGCUUAUUCAUCAAAAUAAACGGUCGUUACGUUUCUUCAUAUUUAACACACCACAGAGUGAUUUAAACUCAUUUCAAUCAAUUUACAAUUAAGCGGUUGUGUCCAAAUUGUUGUUAAAACAGUUCACAUAUCAUCUGAAACUAUGGAUGGAGACAAGUUGGAUGUACUUAUCGUUGGUGCUGGUUUCAGUGGGCUUCAUUUGCUGCAAAAGCUUCGUAAACUCAAUUUCAAUGUAAACAUCUACGAAGCUGGUAAAGGAAUUGGCGGUACAUGGUAUUGGAAUCGUUAUCCUGGUGCAAGAGUGGACAGCGACUUUCCAUUUUAUCAAUUCACCCAAGAUGACAUUUGGAAGGACUUUAAAUUUACCGAACGUUUUCCGGCACGGGCUGAACUUGUAAAAUAUUUCAAUUACGUCGACGAAAAGCUCGAUUUGAAUCGGCACAUAAAAUUCGAUGCGAGAGUAACGUCGGCAAAGUUUGACGGCUCUGAAUGGCUGGUUGAAACUAACAAUAAUCAGGAAAACGUAACGCGCGCCAAAUUCAUCAUACUGUGCACGGGUUUCGCAGAGUGCCGACAUACUCCGUCGUUUAAAGGAUUGGACACCUUCAAGGGCGUAACUGUGCACACUAGUCUGUGGCCAGAAAGUGGAAUAGAUGUUGUCGGUAAACGGGUAGCAGUUAUUGGAACUGGAGCGAGUGGAGUUCAAGUUAUCCAAGAAUUUGCACCUAUUGUUGACCACUUAACCGUAUAUCAACGCACGCCCAAUUUAGCACUGCCGAUGCAACAAUCUUUCAUUUCGGAUCAAACCAAAUGGCAAUUUCCUGCUGCUGGCGACAUCCAGGAAAUAUUUAACAAAACUCGAUCUUCAUUCGGUGGAAUGGGAUUCGACUUCAUACCAACUAAUGGAAGUGAUGCUACUCCGGAAGAGCAGGAGGCAGUGUUUGAAGAUUUAUACAAACGUGGCGGAUUCUAUUUCUGGGUUGGUAACUACCAGGAUAUUUUCGUCAAUCCGAAAACGAACGAUGCAGCGUAUCAGUUUUGGUGUAAGAAGGCCCGUUCACGGAUUAUUGAUCCCAUUAAAAGAGACAUUCUAGCUCCUUUGGUCGCUCCUCAUCCAUUUGGUACUAAACGCCCCUCACUCGAACAGUGCUAUUACGAGAAAUACAAUCAAGACAAUGUCGGCAUAAUAAACAUUCGCCAGUCUCCCAUACUUGAGAUCACUGAAAACGGAAUCAGAACUGAGAACGAAGGAGUGAUUGAUUUCGAUGUAAUUGUCUUUGCAACGGGAUUCGAUCAAUCCGGAGCCAUUCUAAACAUUGAACUGAAAAACGAGCGCAACGAAUCCAUUCAAGAUAAAUGGAAGAACGGUGUCUGGACGAACAUCGGCAUAUCGACGGCUGGUUUUCCAAAUAUGUUUUUCACGUACGGUCCACACGCACCAACCGCCAUUGCCAACGGUCCAACAUGUGCAGAAAUUCAAGGUGAUUGGAUCAUUGAGCUGUUGGAUCGAAUGCGAAAAGACAACAAAACCAAAAUUGUGGCCACCGAGGAAGCGGAAAUUAAGUGGAAGGAUACCGUGAACGUCUUAUGGAAUCGGAGUCUAUUUCCGCUGGCUGAUUCGUGGUAUCAAAGUGCUAACAUACCCGGCAAGCCGAGAGAGGCACUGAAUUUUGCUGGUGGCAUUCCGUUGUAUCUGUCCAUUCUGGACGAAUGCGCCAAUAGCAAUUACAAAGACUUUGUGUUGUCUUAAAGUGAGCUAACAGUUUUUACUGUUCAUUGCAAUUCAUUUGCCUACUUUUACUUCAAAUGCUUGUUGGAUUUCGGUGAGUAUUGUGAAUUUAACCUCAAUGGGUUGAAGGUUACAUUCAUAACAUUCACCGACAUAAACCUUUAUACUACCUCUGGUGAAUGUGAUGAUUCAGCGAUUGUAGAUUUAUGUUCAUGUUAAGUAAUUGAUCUUUGUGGUAACUGUUCCUUCAAGUCUAAUAUAUUUGAAAAGCCUAGUAAAAUUUGAAGCAUAGACCUGUGACCCACGUCACUUUGAGUUCCUCAGAAAGCCACUGUUAACGGCCUGUGCCAAACUAUUACAUUACCCAACACUACAACUUUCGCCUUUGAGCAUUUUAGGGCCUUUCUAAUGCUCAAAGGCGAGAAUUGUAGAACAAAUAUUUUGCUAACCUGGUAAUGUAACGAUGAACCCCAAGUAACGUGGGACAUUGGUCUAAUUCGGCAACAAGUACAUUUUCAAGCUGAUUGAUUCGUUGUAAGGACAGAAGAUACAGGGUUUGAACACACAUUAAAUGUCGAAAACAGUUGAUGGAGUCAAUAUGUUGAACGGACAUUGUCCAGAGGCAUGCGUUAAGUUCCAUUUCGUAUCUUUACAUCCUCUUUACUUCACAAUUGCCUGGGAUUUUCAGCGUUUAACGCACCUUAACGACUUACUAUUGUUGAAAACUGUAAAAUUUGAAGAAGUGACACAACAGUUCGCAAAAGCUCCACGCAGGAAACACACAGCUCAUUUGUAAAUAGCCCAACAAUCACAAAUUUUCACAGGCUUGACGUAAUGCUUGGGAGUAUGAAACAAAGGUUCUUUGAUUUGUAUUUUCUCUUCGGAACGAUUGAAGCUCAGUCAUUUAUUUAAUCAUCGAAAUUCAGAGUGUCUUCCAAUUCUGCCUUGGACGGACAUUCAUAUUCUGUUGACUUGAACAACAAUUUUCAAUCGCUAUAUCGUCGCAGCUAUAUUGAACUAUAUUCCAUGGGAGGUGCGGGAAAACAGAAAAAUUAGGAAAAUAUGCAGUUUUCCUUGCUUUCUCGAUGGUAGCUCCUGUUUUUUACCAGAUUUUUGUUUUUAAAGAAAUAUUUGGUUUUGUCUCAUCUUUCCUUUGACAUAUCGCACACGAUUUUUGAGCUAAAUCAUUCAGAGAUGUGCUGGGAAAGCUAGUGAAAAACAGGCAAAACGAAACACCGUUCCGAAAGGUAUUGACGAGACAAAUCUGAAUAUCUAAUAUCUGAAUUCAGAUGUAGAAAAUUCAGGUUGUUCCAUCAGUAGGCGAGUAAGUAAACAAAACAGUCUGUUCUGUCUCUUUUUCAGUAGUUUUUCCAGCACAUUUCUGAAGGUUUUCGCUCAAAAAUCGUGUGCGAUAUGUCCAAUGAAAGGUAUAUAUGAGACGUACCAAUGCACUUCAAGUAAAAGGGAUCAUAGUGGUCGGCUGCAAAAAGUACUCUAUUUUACAUGAAAAUAUUUUUAGUUGUGUGACACACUACCAAGUUUCAGUACCCUAUUCAGAGUACCACUCAUGCUUGAAGUGCCUUGGACGAAACAAAGCGUUACUUCUUUUAAAUCAAGUUAGUACAACAGUAGCUAUUUGCGAGAAAGCAAAGAAAUCUGAACAUUUUCCUACUUUUUCUGUUUUCCCGCACCUCCCAUAUUAUUUCCGGAUCAUCGGCAAAGCAAGAUGAACAACUUAUUGAGAACAGCAGUCGCAUGGCGACACCACAAAUGUAGAAGACAUGAAAAAGUUAAAAAUGUUUUUUUGUUUGUUUUCUGUUGUUUAAUUUAAAUAAAUUGUGUUACAAACUCUUCUUCCUACGCAAUAAUACAUUGAAGUCUUUAAGACACAUUAAUCAAUUUUAUGUAUAAUAAGACACGAAUUGUGAACAAUUUCAAUUUUUUCAUAAUAAAAAAGGACUCCCACUGGAAAUAAAAA
Messenger RNA from Bradysia coprophila, 3766 nucleotides. RefSeq names its product baeyer-Villiger monooxygenase-like. Lineage: Eukaryota; Metazoa; Arthropoda; Insecta; Diptera; Sciaridae. Gene Ontology annotation, molecular function: N,N-dimethylaniline monooxygenase activity; NADP binding; flavin adenine dinucleotide binding. The record is from RefSeq and is a predicted model, not a curated record.